CGUACAGUCAAUAGAUACUUGUUGUCUUGAGAUCAGCUUCCAGAUAGGCAAGCGAGCAGCAUCCAGGUUACUUUCUGGAGCAGGAAAGGAAGACGACUGGGAAUUACAACAGCCUCGGUGGCCUACUGGGAAACAUCGAAUACCAGGGGUUGGAAAGAAAGAUAGGCUAGAGGAGCAUAUUAGAAAGAAAAUAAGCUGCUGUGAGCAUAUAUGACUGGGCCAGCAGUCACUCUCUGACAGGCUCUUCAGAUGUCUUUGAAAAGCACAGCUGCCCAAGCGGCCAACACUUUCGACAUUGUCACCCACAUCGUCAGCUACAUCGACACCCCCCACGAUCUCGCUUCCCUCCUCCGCACCUCCCCUACCUUCUUCCAAGCAGCAGGCCCCAAGCUCUACCGCAGAAUCACAAUUUCCAACGAGCGCAAUCCCCUCCUAGGCGCAGACCAAGAGUACGAUCCAGAUUACGCGGAAGACUAUGGGCCUUAUGACAAGGAUGUGCUGCUGUGGCAUGUGCGGGAGGUGUACAUUGAGCGGACGGAGCUUUGGUUCUGGGAGUUGCCGUGGUGCGAAAGGGUGAAUGCGUAUCCGCUGCCGAAUCUGACGACGGUGACAGUCGAGCCGGUGUCUUACGCCAAGCUACCGCAUAGCACGUACGACAGCGUCGAAAACGAUUUUUCACUCCCAUGUCCUCAUCUCAUCCAUGGCCUUUGUGCCAAUGCGACACGCCUCUGCCUCUCGUCCCUCUCGCAGAAAGGGUUUGUCAACCUCAUCGUCGGGCUGAUCAGCCUCUUGCACGAGGUGACCACGCUCGACUUGAAAGUCCGGGUCCAAGAUCUACGCGAUCUGGCGUCUAUACGCCCACUAUUGGACGCGCAAGAGGUGGAAGAGGUCAAUCUCUAUAUCUGGGACGAAAUCUUUCCAACGCGCGAGGUCAUCCCCACCGACGACGACGACCUGAGCGACCACAUCGUCUGGCUCGGUCUCCGCAAUUUCGCAAUGCUCUCCGACAUCGGCGAAAUCAUCCUCAAAUUCCUCGACAUCCCCUCCCUCUUCUCCCUCCAAAUAUACAACCUCCGCCAAGUCGUGGGCCGGUACACCUCAGAAGUUGAGGAGAGUUUCAACACAGGCCCAGGGUUUCCGGGCGGAGCAAGAGACGCGUUGAUGGAGCUCGCAGGGUUCUUUGAGCAGGUCGAGAAGGAGCCGACGAUGUUGAGUGAGCAUGCGAACCCGGAAUUGGAGCUUUCUUAUCCCUCGGCGAAGGAGUGGUAUGAUGAUGAAGCUUGGGAUGGACGGUGGGCGCCAGGGGAGCAGGAGUAUUAUGAGAGGGUUAUCAAUCCGUCUGAGAAGAUGCUGGAUCUGAGACAGAAGUUGGGGAGGAGAAUGGGAAGGAAGGAAAAGUGUUUUGUGUAUCUGUCGGAGGAGCAGCUGGAGAGAAUUUGGGAUGUGGUCACCGCCAAAUCGCCCAUUCAUCCCCUCGACCGAGCUGUGUUUACACCCCGCGAAUAUCGAGAACGAACGUUCAUCAGUGAUAUGUGGAUGCACCUUACCGACUCGUUGCUCGACCUGAGGAGAGUUGAUCGGUAUCGAUGAGGGAAGGAGGGAAGCGGCGCUUUGGAUGGGCAGGGUGAAGAGGCCAGCUGGACUGUUGGCAGGUUCGUUGCUGGACAUAAUGUAUGGUCAGGGGACUGAAGGACGGAUGAUGUUAUUACAUAGAGUCGAAGAGGCAAUCCAACAGCCGUCGUGAACUUGAUGUAGAAGAUGAUACAAGAAGAUGCGUGAAAACCACAAAGCAUGAUACGCGAGAAGCCCC
This is a messenger RNA of Cryptococcus amylolentus CBS 6039, 1810 nucleotides long. RefSeq lists its product as hypothetical. The record is from RefSeq and is a predicted model, not a curated record. The coding region runs from base 250 to 1590 and encodes 446 amino acids. NCBI's taxonomy places the organism in Eukaryota, Fungi, Basidiomycota, Tremellomycetes, Tremellales, Cryptococcaceae. The transcript is spliced from 3 exons.